Messenger RNA from Ipomoea nil (Japanese morning glory), 8250 nucleotides. RefSeq names its product small subunit processome component 20 homolog. Gene Ontology annotation, cellular component: small-subunit processome; 90S preribosome; nucleolus. The transcript is spliced from 32 exons. Lineage: Eukaryota; Viridiplantae; Streptophyta; Magnoliopsida; Solanales; Convolvulaceae. The record is from RefSeq and is a predicted model, not a curated record. The coding region runs from base 91 to 8142 and encodes 2683 amino acids.
UCAGUUCUCAGCGCAUUGUUGCUGAACAAUUAGCUGCUGCCGUGUUCUGUUAUUUCCAAAAAAAGAAAUAACAGACCUUCUCUUCUCACCAUGGCGACAACUUCCGAUGCUAUGGCCGUUAAGUCUCUCAACAAGAGCUCCGGCCGCCGCCGCUUUGUUUUCAAGAAUUUUUCGCAGCGAAUUCAGGACAUUGAUAUUGAUGUAUACCGGAGUCUUGAUCCUCUAAAAACUGAGCCUUCAGAAGGGUCCUCAUUUUUUCGUGACUGUCUUGUGCAAUACAGAGAAUUAAAUACAGCUGAGGAUUUUAUCUCGUUUUAUGAACAAAUGUUGCCCUUGGUACAAACUCUACCUCAAAUUGUACUUCAGAAGGAAUUGAUACUCUCAGAACUUCUAUCUAGAUUGAACAUGAAGGGAAGACUAUCUCUUGAGCCCAUUUUAAGGUUGAUUACAGCAUUAUCUAGAGAUCUGGUGGAUGACUUUUUACCCUUUCUUCCGAGAGUUGCUGAUUCUUUGGUGGUUCUUCUAAAAAAUGGUGCUGAUAGAGAACCAGAAAUAAUUGAGCAGAUUUUUACAUCAUGGUCAUACAUUAUGAUGUACCUACAGAAAUACCUUACCAAAGACGUAGUUUAUGUUCUAAGGGUUACUGUCAAAUUGAGAUACUUCCCCAAAGACUAUGUGCAAGAAUUCAUGGCGGAGUCAGUAUCAUUCUUAUUGAGGAAUGCAUCUGUCAAGCAACUUAAAAAAGGAAUUCAAAACUUAAUGAUUGAAGUUGUGAAGAAACCAUCAUUGACAAGAAAGUCUGGAAUCAGUUCCUUACUGUGGUAUGCCAUGAGGGGAACAUCAUCGAGGUUUCAUUCAAGGGCAGAUCAAGUAUUGCGCCUUCUGCUUGAUAACUCCCUAUAUAGCAUCGACGAUCAUUUUAAUGGAGGUCCAGAAACUGUUCUUGAAGUUGUCAUUGGUGCUUUUCAGAGAUUGUGUGAGGAAUUGGAUGCUAAGCAGCUGGACUUGAUGUGGGAUUGCUUAUUUAAGGAGAUAACUAAUAGUGUUGCUAAUGGUCAUUCUAUGCAUCUUUGCCGACUUUUAUCGCUGCUCAUUUCUACUGUGCAAAAGGAAUAUGUGGAGAAAAUCUCUGAUUACCAACCAAUGCUAGAAGUGAUUAGUUUGCUUGUACAAACUUACAUUGUGCCAUCAUCCACCUUGGAGGCACUGAACCCAACAUCAGAGCUUGUUGAUAAAAUUUUGUCAUUGAUGCUUUGUGUUGUUGAUGGUCUCCACAAAACUAAUAACUUAUCAGCUCUCUCCUGUACUUCGUUGCAGUGGGCUCCUGUGUUUGACUCGAGGAAUAAAAGUUUGGCUACAUUUGUCAAAGAUUUUGUAUCAAAGGACCCCUCUAUUCUCUAUUUUUUCAGAGCUAACAUUAUUAGUGCCUUAAAUGAUUUACUAGAGAUUCCAGAGGAUGAGAUUAUAUAUUUGCUGCACAUUUUUUGUGAGAGGCUACAAGUACAACAACAGAAUUUCUUAGAUGGAAUACCCAAUGAGAAAAUUUUGAGAAUUUGCAGUUUCCUUGAUAAAGCUAUAAAUUUUUGGAUUCAGCUAAUCAAAGAUGCAGUGAACAAGGAUUUUUCCUCUGCUGAACUUACAGAGGAUAGGUUGGCAGUCCUAUGGGGAACUAUUGGCUGCUAUCCAUACAUGAUUGAUGCCAAACGAAAUCCUUCACUGCUUAUGGACUUAAUAUAUGCUAUAGAUGAGCUUUUAACGGUGAAAUUGGAUUUAUGUAGAAAAACUUGGCAGUGCUUGAUUGGUGCCACUUUGGGUUCUUUUCUUAAAAUUCUGGACAAUCAAAAUGCUGCUUUUCUGGAGUCUGAAGUGAGUAAGCUUUUAGAUCUUGCAAGAAGGCACAGAAUGUGCUCUCAGAUAUUAUCUGCAGUGGCUGAUAUUUUGGAUUCUAUUUAUGGAAAACAAGCCAAUACUCCUAUUAAACGAUAUCAUCCAGAGCUUGCUGCAAGUAAAGUGGUGGGUGCCCUGGAUAUAUUCUCUGAAAAUUUGUGCAACUGUGACAAGGAAAUCCGCCUAUCGACUUUAAGAAUCUUGUGCCAUUAUGAACCUUUAUGUGAUGGAUAUUCUACAAACGGACAUGCUGAGAAAAAAAGAAGAAUUGAUGAUUCCCAGAUAUGUGCUGUAGAUGACCAGCAGAAUAAUGUUGUUCAGCUCCUCCUGUCAGUUGAAGAAAUGCCUCUUUCAAUUGCCACCAGCAGAAAAGUUAUUCUGCUUAUCUCUAAAAUUCAUAUGAGUCUAUCUGCUGCAAGGAUAGACGAACGGUAUAUACCUGUGGCUUUGAAUGGUGUAAUAGGGAUCUUCCACAACAGAUUUAGCCAUUUAUGGGGUCCAGCUUCGGACUGCACUUCUGUCCUACUUGGCCAAUACUUUGGGAUACUUUGGGACAUAUUUGUGAAGUACCUUGAUUACUGCCUCUCUAUCGUUUUGGGUCAUGAUGAUCAAGCUUAUAAGAGCAAUACCGAGUCAUUUGGCAAGGAUGAUGCUGAUCUGAUCGGGCUGUUCUGCUCUUAUCGUUGUUCAAUGUCAGAUAGCACUCCAUCUGCAACAGUUUUAUCUUUAUUGAUUCAAUCUUUACAGAGAGUUCCAUCUGUUGUUGAAUCUCGUUCUCGGCAAAUAAUACCUUUAUUCUUGAAAUUUCUAGGGUACAAUGUUGAUGAUCUUGUGAGUGUUGAAUCAUAUAAUAUACUGAAUUGCAAAGGGAAGGAGUGGAAGGAGGUUCUUAAGGAAUGGCUAAACUUAUUCAAAUUAAUGAAAAAUCCCAAGGCAUUUUACCAGAGUCAAUUUUUCAAAGACGUCUUACAAUAUAGGCUUCUUGAUGAAAAUGAUGCUGAGUUGCAGAUGAAAGUUCUUGAUUGCCUGAUGAAUUGGAAAGAUACCUUUUUGCUCCCUUACGAUCAGCAUCUAAAAAAUCUGAUCAGUGCAAAGAAUUUGAGAGAGGAGCUCACAACUUGGAGCUUGUCAAGGGAUUCGAAUCUCAUUGAUGCACAUCAUAGACAUUUUCUUGUGCCUACUGUCAUCCGCAUACUGGCUCCAAAAGUGAGGAAGUUAAAAUCUCUUGCCUCAAGGAAGCAUGCAAGUGUAAGUCAUCGGAAGGCAAUUCUUUGCUUUUUAGCUCAGCUUGAUGUGGAAGAGCUGCCACUCUUCUUUUCCCUAUUAGUAAAGCCUCUUGUAAGAAGAGAUGCAGGUUUUGAUGCAAACGUUGAGUCACUCUGGACUAAUCCUCAAGCCUUAAAUGAUGAAUAUAAUUCAUUUACAGUCUUUAAGCAUUUUACUACAAAUAUCAUCAGCAACAUUUCCUGGAAGAAGAGAUACAGCUUCCUGCACGUUAUUGAAGAUACUGUAGCUGUUUUUGAUGAAGCACAUAUUAGCCCGUUUCUUAAUCUGUUAAUGGAAUGCAUUUCAUAUUUGUUGGAAAGCUGUGCAUUGACUCUUGGCAACACAGAUAGUAGUCUGAUUCUUGCUAAUUGUAGCAAUGCCACUGAGAGCGAAACUGAGACACAAACAGCUAUGAAGCAGUCGAAGGAGUUGAGAUCUUUGUGCUUGAGGAUCAUUUCAUUUAUUCUUAAUAAAUAUGAAAAUCAUGAUUUUAGUUCCAAAUUUUGGGAUUCCUUUUUUAAGUCUGUGAAACCAUUAAUUUCUGGUUUCAAGCAGGAAGGUGCCAGUAGUGAGAAACCAAGCUCAUUAUUUUCUUGCUUUCUUGCAAUGAGUAGAAGCUACAAACUUGUACCAUUGUUGUAUAGAGAGAAGAACCUUGUUCCUGAUAUUUUUUCUAUGUUAGCCAUCACAACAGCAUCCAAAGCUAUUGUUUGUAGUGUUCUUAAGUUCAUUGAGAACCUUUUGACUCUGAAUAAUGAACAGUCUGGUGAAGAUGACCCUAUAAAGAUGUUACUGCUUCCUCAUCUUGAUGUUCUUGUGUCCAGUUUGCAUAAUCUUUUUGUGAAUGAUGGGCCAAUAAAAAGGAAACUCGCCAAAUAUCCUGGAGAGAAUGAGCUGAAUGUUUUUAAGCUGUUAUCCGUUUAUGUAGAGGAACCUUUAGCUGCAAGGAAAUUUGUUGAUGUUUUGCUUCCACUUUUAUCAAAGAAAUCUCAUGCUUGUGAUAUUUGUGUGGACACACUCCAGAUCAUCAAGAAUAUAUCAAGACCUUUAGGGAAUGAAAGCAUUAAAAAGAUUCUCAAAUCGAUAUCUCCACUUCUCAUUUCUGGUGAUCUUGAUGUCCGGGGUUCUGUUUGUGAUGUUCUUGAUGCUCUUGCCAGAAAUGAUUCAUCAUUACUUAAUUUGGCAAAACUUCUUCGUGAACUGAAUGCAACCUCUGCUUCAGAUAUGGGUGAUCUUGAUUAUGAUACUAUUAUUUCUGCUUAUGGAAAGUUGAAUGUAGAUUUCUUCCACAAUGUUGAAGAAGAACAUGCAUUAAUUAUUUUGUCAAAUUCUAUACGUGACUUGUCAUCUGAGGAUUUGAUUCUCAGGCAGAGUGCAUUUAGAUUGUUGUCAUCAUUUGUUGAAUAUUCUGGUCAAAUUCUUGAACAAGAAAUGCAACCUGAGCGAGGGUGUUCUGGAUCAUGGGUUAUGUACAUAAUAAACAACUUUCUCUUAAAGCACAUGGGAAAUGCAAUGAACAAAGAAGGCGCAGCUCAAAAGCUAUGGAUUGGUCUACUGCGUGAAAUGGUUUUGAAGCUUCACAAGAUGGUGGAAUUCAAAACAUAUACUGUUCUCUGCAGUGAAGAUCCAGAACAGGAUUUUUUUAACAACGUUGUUCACUUACAGAGGCACAGAAGGGCAAGGGCUCUAUCACGUUUUGGCAAUGUUGUUGCUUCUGGGAGUUUCUCUGAGCGUGUUAUGAAUAGAGUUUUUGUGCCACUCCUUUUCAAUAUGCUAUUAGAUUUACAAAAUGGGAAGGGAGAAAAUAUUAGAAAUGCAUGUAUAGAAGCUCUUGCAUCAAUAUCUAAAUGGAUGGACUGGAAUGCAUACUAUGGAUUACUUGUCAGAUGUUUCCGUGAGAUGACUCUGAAACAAGACAAACAAAAAGUGUUAAUGCGGCUUAUCUGCACCAUUCUAGACCAAUUCCAUUUUUCAGAAGCCAAUUUUGUUCAUGAAAUUGAAGGUUCUAUGGAGCAUAUGUCAGAUCCAGACACUAGUAAAAAAAUAUCUGCAGUGUCAAACUCCUUUACUAGCAAUGGUGACCUGUCUAAGAUUCAGAUUUGUCUCAAGAAAGACGUGCUUCCUAAGGUACAGAAAUUUUUGAUGUCUGAUUCUGAAAAUGUCAAUGUAACUAUCAGUUUAGUUGCCCUCAAGGUGCUGAAGUUACUUCCUGGUGACAUCAUGGAAUUGCAACUUCCAAGCAUUAUACAUCGUAUUUCUAACUUCCUUAAGAAUCGUUUAGAAAGUGUCCGAGAUGAAGCUAGAUCUGCCUUGGCAGCUUGCUUAAAAGAGCUUGGAUUGGAAUACUUGCAAUUUAUCAUCAAAGUCUUGCGAGGCACUUUGAAAAGAGGAUUUGAAUUGCAUGUUCUGGGAUACACAUUGAAUUUUAUAUUGACAAAAUUUCUUCAAAAUCCCUCUAGUCUAAAUUUGGAUUAUUGUCUAGAAGAUCUUCUUUCUGUUGCUGAAAGUGAUAUACUUGGCGAUGUGUCAGAAGAGAAAGAGGUAGAGAAGAUUGCUUCAAAAAUGAAGGAGACUAAAAAGCAGAAGUCCUAUGAGACCCUCAAGUUGAUUGCCCAAAACAUCACAUUCAAAACCCAUGCCUUGAAGCUUCUUUUGCCUGUUACUGUGCAUCUACUGAAGCAGCUGACUCCAAAAGUGAAAACAAAAUUGGAGAACAUGUUGAAUCAUAUAUCUUCUGGUAUACAAUGCAAUCCAUCUGUGAAUCAGAAAGAGCUCUUUGUGUUUGCAUAUGGUCUCAUCAAGGAUGGCUUAAAGGAUGCACAUUUUGGCCAUGAAGACACACUCAUCUCAGAUGAAGGCAAAAAAAAUAAAGAUGAAGUGAGCGCUGAAAACACUAAUUCAAAUAGAUUGAUCAGUGUUGAUCGGCGAUAUUCUUAUCUGAUUACAGAAUUUGCCGUUGGGAUACUGCAGAACUACCUAAGGAACAUGGAGCUAGACAAAGGGGAUGAGAAGUUGUUAUCAAUGUUAGACCCUUUUGUCAGGCUAUUAGGUGAUUGUUUGAGUUCAAAAUAUGAAAAUAUCAUAUUUGCAGCUCUAAAAUGCCUAUAUUCAAUAGUCAGGCUGCCUUUGCCAACCCUUGAAAAUGAAGCUAACCGGAUAAAGAAUUCACUGUUGGAUAUUGCCCAAGGUUCAGUAAAUUCCAGUACUCCAUUGAUGGAAUCAUGUAUUAAAUUGUUAACAGUGCUUCUGCAAAAUACCAAGAUGACACUUUCUGAAGCACAGCUUCAAUCACUUAUCCAAUUCCCAUUUUUUGUUGAUCUUGAAAGAAAUCCCUCAUUUGUGGCUCUCUCUCUGCUGAAAGCUAUAAUAAAGAAAAAGUUGGUGGCUCCUGAAAUCUAUGAUGUCGUCAAAGGUGUUGCAGAGUUGAUGGUGACCAGUCAAGUUGAAUCAAUUCGCAGGAAAUGCAGUAAGAUUUUUCUACAGUUCUUAGAUUGCUAUCCAAUUUCGGUGAAACGCUUUCAGCAACAUCUUGAUUCCUUACUUGCAAACCUGAGAUAUGAACAUUCAACUGGUAGAGAAGCUGUUCUUGAAAUGCUUCGUGCUAUCAUAGUGAAAAUUCCAGACAGAAUACAAGAGCAGUCUCAGACUAUUUUUAUGCAUUUGGUAAUAUGCUUGGCUAAUGACCAAGAUAACAAAGUCAGGUCUAUGGCUGGUGUUGCCAUAAAGCUACUUGCAGAGAACAUGAAGAAAUUUGGGUCACUUGCGUCUAUUAUUGAAUAUAGUUUUUCUUGGUAUAGGGGUGAGAAACAACAUUUAUGGAGUUCUGCAGCACAGGUUUUGGGAUUAUUGGUGGAAGUGAUGGGUAACAGUUUUCAGGAGUAUGUUGCUGAUGUUUUAUCUGUUACGAAAAAAAUCUUGCAAUCUGCUUGCGCUGCUCUUGCGAAUAGACAACUGGGCUUAUCUGAUGAAGUAGUUCCCCUCUGGAAGGAAGUAUACUAUUCAUUGGUUCUAUUAGAGAAGAUUCAUAAUCAAUUUACUGCAUUGUGCUUCACAAAGGAGCUUGAGGAUUUGUGGGAAACAAUCUGUGAUUUCCUCUUAUAUCCACACAUGUGGGUGCGCAGCAUAUCGGUCCGCCUUAUAGAUUUGUACUUUGCCAGAGUGACCAAGGCUUGCAAUGAAAACCAGGCGGUGCUGGGGUCAUUCUUCUUAAUGGAGCCAAGUAGACUGUUCCAAAUUGCCGUUUCUCUCAUUUGCCAACUGAACGUACAGCUGGUCAAAGAUGCUGACGAGGCCCUAAUCACAAAAAACCUUGUGUUUGCAAUUUGCGGUAUACAGGCAUUACUAGUACAUGGUAGUGGUCAUUCUGCCUUUGGCCCUGAGGAGCAAAGCCGCUUCCUCAAAGCUUUUAAUUUACUUGAUCCAAAGAAGGGAAGAAGCAUCUUUACAGCUUUCAGCUCUUAUUAUAGUGCUCAGGGCAUUGAACAGCAAACCGAGGACCAAGGCUCUAUGAUCGUCUCCUGUCUGCUUAAGAGAAUGGGGAAGAUUCCUAUUCAGAUGGAGGCACUGCAGACAAGAAUCGUCUUCAACUGUUUCAAAUCAAUUUCUAUCAAACUUCUUGACCAAUCAAGAGUAUUAUCGUCUGAAGAUGAGGUUGACAGCCAGAGCUAUGCUUAUCAAAUCCUGCUGCCUCUAUACAAAGUUUGUGAAGGACAAGCUGGGAAAGUAAUUUCAGAUGAUGUGAAGCAAUUAGCACAGGAAGUUUGUGAAAGCAUAAGAGAUGUGUUGGGUAUGCAGAGUUUUGUUCAAGUUUACAGCCAAAUAAGGAAAAAGCUGAAAGCAAAGAGAGAUAAAAGGAAACAGGAAGAAAAGCUUAUGGCUGUUGUAAAUCCAAUGCGAAAUGCCAAGAGGAAGAUAAGAAUUGCAGCCAAGCAUAAAGCUAAUAAGAAGAGGAAAAUAAUGUCAAUGAAGAUGACGAGAUGGAUGCAAUAGACUAGACUAGACUAGAGUCUAGCCGCCAUUUUUGUUGUAUAUCAACUCUAACACUAAUGCUUUUAUAUAUGUAUCUCACGAUCAAAUUUUAUUUUUAUUUCUAUCCAU